UCUGUCUAUUGUGUUUAUCUUGAGCUCCACAGUUGUCUCGUGAAUGGAUACCGGAUUAUCGUUUAAGGUUGUUAUUACCCCUCUCUCGGACAUGGACUGGAAAACAUCGUAAAUAAUAGUCUGCUGUGCACACAGAGGAAGAUGAACAAAGGCUGGCUGGAGCUGGAGAGUGAUCCAGGACUCUUCACUUUGCUGGUUGAAGAUUUUGGGGUCAAGGGUGUCCAAGUAGAGGAAAUCUAUGAUCUGCAAAGCAAGUGUCCAAGUCCUGUCUAUGGCUUCAUCUUCUUGUUCAAGUGGAUUGAGGAACGUCGAUCCAGGAGGAAAGUUAACACUUUGGUGGAUGAGACCUCUGUCAUUGACGAGGACAUUGUGAAUGAUAUGUUCUUUGCUCACCAGCUGAUACCAAAUUCAUGUGCCACCCACGCUUUGUUGAGCGUGCUUCUGAACUGCAGUGGCGUUGAGCUCGGCACCACCAUUAGUCGCAUGAAGGCUUUCACCAAAGGCUUUAGUCCAGAGAGUAAAGGCUACGCAAUUGGAAAUGCCCCAGAGCUUGCCAGAGCACAUAACAGCCAUGCCAGACCGGAGCCCAGGCACUUACCGGAGAAACAGAAUGGGAUCAGUGCAGUGCGGACCAUGGAGGCCUUCCACUUCGUUAGCUAUGUGCCCAUCAAAGACCGCCUCUUUGAGCUUGAUGGACUAAAAGCUUACCCCAUUGAUCACGGGCCCUGGGGAGAGGAGGAGGAAUGGACCGAUAAAGCUCGGCGGGUCAUCAUGGAGAGGAUUGGACUGGCCACUGCCGGUGAGCCGUACCAUGACAUUCGCUUCAACCUGAUGGCAGUGGUGCCUGACCGCAGGAUGAAGUACGAGUCCAAACUUGAAAUUCUUAAGAGGAAUCGACAGACUGUUCUGGAGGGUCUGCAGAAGAUGAUCCGGCUCAAUCAGCCUGAUCUUGCACAAGACAAGAAGCAGCAGGACGACGAUGGCACCGCUGCGAUCAAGAAAGAGUCAGAUGCAGAGCCAGUAACAUCCCAGGGGGCUGAUCCGGAUUCAGUUAAUGAGUCUGGAGCUCGGUCUAAAGAUGCUGCUAACCCUUCAGGAACCGCUAAGGUCAUGGGUAAACCUGCAGCCCCCUCAGGAGGAGGGGUCACCAGUCCCAACCCCGUCGCUCAGCGGCUGCCGGCCUUCCUGGACAACCACAACUAUGCCAAGUCUCCAAUGCAGGUGAGAGGACGGGAGUUUAGACGGAAGGCAAGUCUGCGAUCACGACCAGUACGGGUAGUCACUGGGAUGGAGAGCCAGAUUGCCCUCACUGUAUUAGCUGAGAAACUGAAGAAGGAGGUCCAAAGGAAGGAUGCCCUUAACACACCCCUGUCUGUCCGCACAGAAGGGCGCACAGGGGGCAUUUGCAUCACAUCUGCUUCACAGCCGUCCCCCACACCCAGCAACGAAAGCACUGACACGGCCUCUGAGAUUGGCAGCGCCUUCAACUCCCCGCUGCGCUCACCCGCUCGCUCCCAGGCUGCCACGCGCCCAUCAAGUCCAGUCGCAUCCCAUCUGUCUCGUGUGCUGUUCGGAGAAGAUGAGAUGCUGAGGCUAGACUCCAGACACAACCGCGCUGUGAGAGAGCUGGGUCCCUCUGUCAGCGCUGCUCUGCUACAGCUGCAGGAGGACGGAGUCAUCUUCGCUCUCCCUCCAUCUGCAGAUCUGGCUUCUGAUGGAACAAAGCGGCCUUGCACCCCUGAGAAGAUAAAAGACAAAGUAAAAGCAGAGCUCUCAGCCGGAGACAAGGAAGGAGAUGAGGGAUCGUCUGUGGUGGUGAAGGAAGAGGGGAGCAAAGAUGGAGCAGAUGUAAAGCCUAGCAAGGAGAAGCUCAACGCUGCGGAAAUAGCUGCAGACAGCAAGCCCCCUGGGGAUAAGUACUCUCCUAAAGAGUUGCUUGCACUGCUCAAGUGUGUGGAGGCUGACAUUGCCAACUAUGAGGUAUAUCUAAAGGAGGAAGUAGAAAAGAGAAAGAAAUACAAAAUUGAUGAUCAAAGGAGGACCCAUAAUUACGAUGAGUUCAUCUGCACCUUUAUAUCAAUGCUGGCCCAAGAAGGCAUGUUGGCCAGCCUUGUGGAGCAAAACAUCUCUGUGCGUCGACGGCAGGGAGUGAGUAUUGGCCGCUUGCACAAACAGAGGAAGCCUGAUCGCAGGAAACGCUCCCGACCGUACAAAGCCAAGCGCCAAUAACUACAAACAAUCAUAACUUCUAUAAGAAAUUUUCUCUGUGAGCAAUCACCCCAGAGAAAAUGAAAUUGUUGCCCUCCUGAAACUCUCAUAAAGGCCGUCUAGUGUUGUAUUUUAGCCAGAACCUCAUCUUCUUCAUCAAAUCGACCAUGUUACCAAGGUCAGUUAUUUUAUAAUUUAUGUAUAUACUGUAUGUACUACCAUUUUAAUCUCAAUGUAAAUGUUCUUCUUCUUGUGCCACUGCUUUUGACACUUGUAAAUAUGAUAAAAGGCAUGUUCCCAAUGGGGCAUCUGAAUGCUUUUUUAUCCAUUGUUAUUGGAAGAUGAUCUCCAAAGUCCUCAAAUCUGCACAACUUAUCAUUAUUACAAUUUGGUAAAAAAUAAGACGAUAUUUCCUAAACUUUAUGCCAUACUAGAUUUCUUUAUGGUGCCAAUAAUGUACUGAAUGUUUUGAAAGAAAAAGGCCAUGUGUUAUCCAUCCCUAGCAUUUCAGUUAUAAUGUCCUCCCUGUUGGUAAUUUACUAUACAACAUAAAAAGCAUAUUUUUUAUCACUUGUUUCAUGGAGAAUUUUUAAACUGAAGAAGACGUCAUGAUGCAUUAAGGUUUAUUCUUUUCAUCGGAAUGUCCUUUAAACUGAGGCUUUCUAGCCGUGUAUGAACAUCUCUAGAGGUCCUGUGAAUGAAAAAGAAGCUAUUGUUAUUUUUGUACCAGAAAUGGGAACUCAAAGUGAGUGAAUAGAAGUUGAAUGUGUGCACUUGUGUGUUUUUGUACAUAUGUAUCUGUUAAUUGGCUCACCUCUGAGGUCAGUUGUUCUUUGUGCUUGCGAGUUCAUACUAAAAUAAAGUCAACGAAAAUAUCUUGCUAUAAUCCAGAUUUCUUUUUUUGAAGUGAUAAUGACUACAAUGGUUGAAAUGUAUAUUUGUAGUGAAUGUAUUGUAGGAUUCCACCUAAUAGUAAAACAUGUCACUGUACAAAGAUAUAACUACAUUUAUCUAGGAGGUUAGCUAGACUAUAGCUUUAUUAAACCUGAGUAAAAUGUUUUAUUGUAGUGACAGUUGGUGUACACUAGGGAGAGCAGUCAUUCAGUGACCAUCAUUACGCUGUAAAGAGCCUUUCACAAUAAAAUUG
Notothenia coriiceps (black rockcod) is the source of this 3355-nucleotide messenger RNA. RefSeq names its product BRCA1 associated deubiquitinase 1 (gene bap1). The transcript has 16 exons. The record is from RefSeq and is a predicted model, not a curated record. Gene Ontology annotation, biological process: ubiquitin-dependent protein catabolic process; protein deubiquitination. Bases 142 to 2229 code for a protein of 695 amino acids. Gene Ontology annotation, cellular component: cytoplasm. NCBI's taxonomy places the organism in Eukaryota, Metazoa, Chordata, Actinopteri, Perciformes, Nototheniidae. Gene Ontology annotation, molecular function: cysteine-type deubiquitinase activity.